UAUCACAUAACAUUUUCUUUCGCAUUUAAUUUGGAACGUAAAUUGAAAAUUUUGAAUAAUUUAAAGUUUAAUCACCGAAAUUUGUUGAUACAACAGCAGGGCAUGCGUCUCAUGCCAACCGACGCGUUUUCCAUGCACGACAAGUGGUAAAAUCGAUAUCUACAUAUAUGUACGGAAAGUGAAAAUCACAAUUGACACGAGCGACCAAACCACGAGACGACACUAAAUAUCUGAGCGAUGCAUUCGCUUCACUGGACAUCGCGUAUGAUAUCACGGGCCCUGCGUAGCAGCUUUUCCACACUCUUGGAGUCUGCCACCGGGGCUGCGGCCAGCAAGGGUGGCGAAGGUGCUCUCAAGUCGUCCUCUCCGCGGCCACAUUUCGUGUCUGUGGUCUGCGGAUUCGCCAAGGACAACCUGCGUCACAAGUACAAGCCUGGAAAGUAUGGCGAGGACUCCUGGUUCAAGGCAUCCACAGAUCAGGCCGAUGUGAUGGGCGUGGCCGACGGCGUCGGCGGCUGGCGCAGCUACGGCAUCGAUCCGGGCGAGUUCUCAUCCUUCCUGAUGCGCACAUGCGAGCGCCUGGUGCAGUGCAGUCAUUUUAACCCGCAACGACCCGUCAAUCUGCUGGCCUACAGCUACUGCGAGCUGAUGGAGCAGAAGAAGCCCAUUCUGGGCAGCAGCACUGCCUGCGUGCUAAUCCUCAAUCGGGAGACGAAAACGGUGCACACUGCCAAUAUCGGAGACAGUGGCUUCAUGGUGGUGCGGCAGGGCGAGGUGGUGCACAAGUCUGAGGAGCAACAGCACUACUUCAACACGCCCUUCCAGCUAUCUCUGCCCCCGCCCGGCCACGGCCCGAACGUACUGAGCGAUAGUCCCGAGUCGGCGGACACCAUGAGUUUCCCCGUGGAGGAUGGCGACGUUAUACUCAUCGCCACCGAUGGCGUCUUCGACAAUGUGCCCGAGGACCUUCUGCUGGAUGUGCUGCGCGAUGUGGAGGGCGAACGGGAUCCCGUCAAGCUGCAGAUGACGGCGAACAGUCUGGCCCUGAUGGCCCGCACGCUGUCGCUUAACAGCCAGUUCCUCUCGCCCUUUGCCCUCAGCGCUCGUCGCAACAAUAUACAGGCACGUGGGGGCAAGCCAGACGACAUUACCGUCGUCUUGGCCACAGUGGCAAUGUAAAACUCAUAGUCGAGAGAUGUUCCCUUAACGUCAAUGUCCCCCGCCCUCGUCAAUGUCUCCAAAACUUAGUGAUUAAUGUUUAAUCGUAGCCCGUACGUAUUUAGUUAGCUUUUAGGAGUCUGUUUUCCGUGGUUCUGUCUAAUGUUUAAGCUUAGUGUUGAGAUAUUUUGAAUGAGACGAAAACGAACGAUGGCCAUAACGACAAGAACAACGACACGAACACCCCCCACUUUCAAUUGUUACAGAAAUACAUGCCCCACACUCAUAUAUACUAAACUAAAAUAACAUACAUACACACACCAAACUAAGCGAAGCGCAUCCUGGAGAGCGACCUAAACGCUAGAUCUGACCCCCCUGAUGUCCCAAAUCAAAGCGAAUGCAACGCCUUCAAAUGUAUACAUAACCCUCGCUAUAAGUAGUAAAGAAAAACAAACAAAAAACGAUUAUAAUAAAUGCAAAAUUAUCAGCCCGAAAUGAUCUUUGUCGUCAGCGAAGGCGUCAAGACAGAGGAGGUAGCGUUCUAAUCAACAAAAUAGAUUGCGAAACGAGCCCGUACCCUGGCGGAGGAGGAGGCAAUGGAUUGCGUUGAGGAGUGGAGUCAAAGUGCAUAAUGGUAUGCGAAUUAUUUGAACUGAGGAUUAAUACAAUCCAGGCAAAAAAUGGCGACUGUCUUUAACAAAAUUUACUGUCGAAAUGUACUCACUGAUAUUUGCGACCCAAUAAAAUUAUUCAUUGAAAACAA
This is a messenger RNA of Drosophila obscura, 1921 nucleotides long. Its product is annotated as protein phosphatase PTC7 homolog. The record is from RefSeq and is a predicted model, not a curated record. The transcript has a single exon. The coding region runs from base 238 to 1179 and encodes 313 amino acids. NCBI's taxonomy places the organism in Eukaryota, Metazoa, Arthropoda, Insecta, Diptera, Drosophilidae.